GAUAGGGGGGAUACCGAAACCUCCUGACCCCCCUCAUUCCCGCAGGACGCCGGAUCAGGAGGACGACCAGGAAAGCGACCACGCCCACGGCUUCUCUCCAGGGCCGGGCUCAGGUCGGGGCGAUCCGGGCCUCCCCACUAGGGACGCGGACAAAUACCGCGGCCCGGUGUCGCCUGCCUCCUCCAUGGGCUCCACCUUAGCGUCCUCCGUGCUGGGCGGGUCCUAUGCGGAGGUGCGGCGGCCCGAGCGCAGCGCGAGGCGCAAAAGACAGAACAGUGAGGGGGACUCUUUAGUGUGGGAGCGCCAACGAGGCUGUGAGAGUGAGAGCGAGAUGGUGUCCUCGACGUCCUCCUUGCGGAUCAACCAGCGCCGCGGCUCGGAGGGCAGCGAGGUGGAGGAGGGCAAGAAGGGGGUCUUCAUGCAGCUGCUGCAGAUGGUGCGCUUGCGCGAGGACAAGAAGAAGCAGGACUACGAGAGCGACGUGGACGAGGGCCGCGCCUCGUCCAGAGAGCGCGGGACGAUGGGCCGCGUCGUCCAUCGCCUGUCGCGGACCAAGCUGAUGGCGGACCACCACCCGGACCACUUCCGAGACUUCACAUCGCUGGUCUUCGACCCCUCGGCCGUGCCCGAGAGGCCGAAGUCUGCCUGCGACAACACGCUGCUUCGAAACGCCGAGAAGCUCUACUCCGGGCUGGGCUCCGUGCGCGCCUACAGCGGCGAGCCCGAGGCCGGCGACCGCGUCAGCGCCGAGCGGCUGAACGAGGUGCGCGAGGCGCAGGCCCGCGCCGUGGCCGCGUCGUGCCACUCGCGCGAGAACUCCGUGGGGCGCGCGAGGUCGGCCGAGCGGGAGGCCGCGGGCAUCAGGACGCCCAAAGCGGUACCGGUGCCGCGCGUGCCGCAGGGAAGCCGCAGCGGCGAGUUCAGCCUUGGGGGAGGUCAAGGCCAUCGUGCACGCCGAGCAGCUGGGGGGGCCGAGCCGCAAGUCCCCGGGGCGCAAGGACAUGGACGCGAUCUACUCGGUGGCCACGGUGCCCCGCAAGAGCGCGUCCAAGAAGGAGAACAUCUACGAGAACGUUCCGAUCCAGUCCGACCUGAUGGGCGGCAGGCAGUUCCGCGAGGACCCGCGCGCCCGACCCGUGUUCAAGAAGCAGAAUUCCCUGGACGCCCUUCCCUCCGAGUCGAGAAAGUCGAGCACGAUGCGGAAGGGCGACGGCGGCGGCGGCGGCGGCGGCGGCGGCUCGGGCGGCAUGAGGCACGGGACGCUGCGGAAGGCGGACAGUUUCGAGGGGCACGAGGAGGCAGUGAAAACAUUGGUGGCAGCUGUCCAGGAGACAAGAAUAUUAAGGCGAAAGAAAACUAAAUGAUCAACUUUGAACAUAAUUUAUAAAAUGUUCAUGUUUUUACAGUUGUAUUUCCAAGCUUAUCAUCGCCUGCAGCAGAGAAAAACUGCAUUUUUUUUCUUCCUAUUAAGUCGAUAAAGUGUUGAUCAAUCAAAACAGUAGUCUGCCUAAUAUGUGAUCGUCAUAUUCAUGAAUAGGAAAAGAAACGAAAGAAGAAGAAGAAGUCUAAAACGAAAAAAAAAAAGAAAGUUACCAAAGAGUUCAUGCUAAUCGUGCAGGUGUGUCGUGUUAUACAGUUUUUGAUAAAAGUUAAGGAGUUUAGAUAUAACUUGGGUAACUGCUAGAGACAAGGAAAUAGUUAUGUUGGCGAAGUGUAGAUGUAAGUGAAAAAAAAAUAUAUAUAAAUAAAAUUAAAAAAUAAUCAGUGACAGUGUUACAGUACAUGUUGUGCUUACAUGGUUGUGACUAACAGUUGUACAGAAUCGAGAGCAAGUUAGAUGACGCAGACGGAGCGCGAGUGAAAUGUAGCAGAUUUGAACGAAUAUCAAGUUGUAUCUGACUUAGUUGAUCUUCAUCGUCGUCUCAAACACCGUGGUAUUUUUUAUGAAGGGUUGAUAUAAGUGUGAGGGUCUGUAAAAGUGUAUUUCUAUAUUAUAGUAAAAGCUGGCCUCUAAUGGAUACCGAUUUCGGGUGCUUUUAACAGGCCAAUAACAAACACAUUAUGUUAUAUACUUUGUUCAUGAAAAAAAGCAACAAGAAGCAACAACAACAACAACAACUAAGGGUGUUCUAUGAUAGUAAUGUGUACUAAUACUAGUCUUUUAUACAUAUAAAAGUUCUGUAGACGA
Messenger RNA from Penaeus chinensis, 2188 nucleotides. RefSeq lists its product as uncharacterized. Lineage: Eukaryota; Metazoa; Arthropoda; Malacostraca; Decapoda; Penaeidae. The record is from RefSeq and is a predicted model, not a curated record. Bases 185 to 1360 code for a protein of 391 amino acids. The transcript has 2 exons.